GAAGAUCCCGACCACGACCAGUGGUUCGAGUAUGCAGUCGUGAAGGGCGAGAAGGUCGGCAUCGGCUACGCCUGCAUGCGCCACGGGACGAUCUGGCAGGAGUGCUUCUCGCUGGAGGGUAGCGCCAAUGAGGUGCUGAGGAGGGCCAGGGACGACGCAGAGUUCGGCAACCUCUUCGACAAUUGCGAGAAGGGCUUCAUCAGCGCCAAGAAGCUCACCCCUGAGGCAUGCGGUCUGCAGACCCAGCUGCUCCCGAAGAUCAACGGUGAUAACUACAGAGGGUACCUACUGCUCGAUGGAGAUGAGGAGAACUCCACCAAGUAUGAGCUAGUCAGGGAAAUCAAGAUCGACAAGUCGACGUUCCACCUGAAGCUUGAUGCUUGCUACCAUGAGAAGCUUCCAGAUAUGGUGUUCAAUGCCCUUCUCAAGCAUACCGAGGCCAACAGCCCCGUCUGGGCCAAGAUUCGGACCGCGACCUGCACGCAGGAGCAGAUUGCCCAGAAGGCCAUCU
Molecule: messenger RNA, 511 nt
Organism: Prorocentrum cordatum
Lineage: Eukaryota; Dinophyceae; Prorocentrales; Prorocentraceae
Source: the annotation of a GenBank genome assembly